AUGAAGUGCACCGUAAUCUCCUUCCUGGCCGUCUUCAUCGCCGUGGCCGCAGCCGACUAUCACUACGGAGGACAUCACGCCAUGGUACAACCCGGCCCAGCGGAAGUCCUGACAUACCCAGGAAAGGUCCCCCUGCCACCGUGCGGAACAGUCUACCUGCUGACCUGCAACAAGAACCAACAGAAAGUGCCCUGCGCUGUCGAACACAAACCAGCUCCGUACCAUCCCGCUCCAGCUCCAGCGUACCACAAACCCGAACCAGCUCCAUAUCACAAGCCGGAACCAGCGCCCUACCAUAAGCCAGAGCCAGUGCCUUACCACAAGCCGGAGCCAGCUCCUUACCACGCCCCACCUCCACCAGCCAAGUACUAA
Messenger RNA from Aedes albopictus (Asian tiger mosquito), 372 nucleotides. RefSeq lists its product as uncharacterized. The coding region runs from base 1 to 372 and encodes 123 amino acids. Lineage: Eukaryota; Metazoa; Arthropoda; Insecta; Diptera; Culicidae. The transcript has a single exon. The record is from RefSeq and is a predicted model, not a curated record.